AUGACUGUUCCUCCAGUAUACAUUGUUUCUGCUGCUCGUACUCCAGUCGGAUCUUUCCAAGGUCAGCUCUCCAGUUUAUCAUACUCUGAUUUGGGUGCUCACGCUGUUAAGGCCGCCUUAGCUAAAGUUCCACAAAUCCAACCAUCUGAAGUUGAUGAAAUCGUAUUUGGUGGUGUUUUACAAGCCAAUGUCGGUCAAGCCCCUGCAAGACAAGUUGCCUUGAAAGCUGGUCUUCCAAACUCAAUUGUUGCUUCCACUAUCAAUAAAGUUUGUGCUUCUGGUAUGAAGUCUAUCAUUAUUGGUGCUCAAAACAUUAUCUGUGGUACUUCUGAAAUCGUUGUUGCUGGUGGUGCCGAAUCCAUGUCCAACACUCCUUACUACUUGCCAGCUGCCAGAACCGGUGCUAGAUACGGUGACAGCGUUAUGGUUGACGGUGUUCAAAAGGAUGGUUUAUUGGAUGUCUAUGAACAAAAAUUGAUGGGUGUUGCUGCUGAAAAGUGUGCCAAGGACCAUGGAUUUACCAGAGAUGAUCAAGAUGAUUUCGCUGUUGGUUCUUACAAGAAGGCUGCUGAAGCUUAUGCUCAAGGUAAGUUUGCCAGUGAAGUUGCUCCAAUCACCAUCAAGGGUAUUAGAGGUAAGCCAGACGUUGUUGUUUCUGAAGAUGAAGAAGUUAAGAACUUGAAUGAAUCUAGAUUAAGAAGUGCCCGUACUGUUUUCCAAAAGGAAAAUGGUACUGUUACUGCUCCAAAUGCUUCUAAAUUGAAUGACGGUGGUGCUGCUGUUGUUUUAGUUUCUGAAGCUAAGUUAAAACAAUUGGGUCUUAAGCCAAUUGCCAAGAUUGUCGGUUGGGGUGAAGCUGCCACUGAACCAUUUGAUUUCACCAUUGCUCCAUCUUUGGCUGUUCCAAAGGCUUUAAAGCAUGCUAACGUCUCCUUGGACCAAGUUGACUAUUUCGAAUUGAACGAAGCCUUCUCCGUUGUUGGGUUAGCCAACACCAAAUUAUUAAACUUACCUGCUGAUAGAGUUAAUGUUUACGGUGGUGCUGUUGCCAUUGGUCAUCCAUUGGGUUGUUCUGGUGCUAGAAUUGUUGUCACUUUGUUGUCUAUCUUGGGCCAAGAAGGUGGUAAGAUUGGUGUUGCCGGUAUCUGUAACGGUGGUGGUGGUGCAUCUUCCAUUGUCAUUGAAAAGUUGGAUCACGAUGAAAGUAAGUUGUAA
Messenger RNA from Spathaspora passalidarum NRRL Y-27907, 1215 nucleotides. RefSeq names its product acetyl-CoA C-acetyltransferase (gene ERG10). Gene Ontology annotation, molecular function: acetyl-CoA C-acetyltransferase activity. Gene Ontology annotation, biological process: fatty acid beta-oxidation; ergosterol biosynthetic process. Bases 1 to 1215 code for a protein of 404 amino acids. The record is from RefSeq and is a predicted model, not a curated record. The transcript has a single exon. NCBI's taxonomy places the organism in Eukaryota, Fungi, Ascomycota, Pichiomycetes, Serinales, Debaryomycetaceae.